Molecule: messenger RNA, 1155 nt
Organism: Ipomoea triloba (trilobed morning glory)
Lineage: Eukaryota; Viridiplantae; Streptophyta; Magnoliopsida; Solanales; Convolvulaceae
Product: L-lactate dehydrogenase A-like
Exons: 2
Coding region: 4-1056 (350 amino acids)
Biological process (GO): carboxylic acid metabolic process
Cellular component (GO): cytoplasm
Molecular function (GO): L-lactate dehydrogenase (NAD+) activity
Source: RefSeq, a predicted model, not a curated record
ACCAUGCAUAAGAGUUCUUCCUCUUCCUCAUUCGGGCCGGGCGGGCUGGACUUGAGCCAGACGUUCUUCAAGCCCAUUCCCAACGCGGCCCCGCCGUCCCCCACGAAGCGCCACACCAAGAUCUCCGUGGUGGGCGUGGGGAACGUCGGGAUGGCGAUCGCCCAGACCGUCCUUACUCAGGACCUCGCCGACGAGCUGGCCCUCGUCGACGCCAUGGCGGACAAGGUGCGCGGCGAGAUGCUGGACCUGCAGCACGCCGCCGCGUUCCUCCCGCGCACCAAGAUCCACGCCUCCGUGGACUACGCCGUCACGGCCGGGUCGGACCUCGUGAUCGUCACCGCCGGCGCGCGGCAGAACCCCGGUGAGAGCCGCCUCGGCCUCAUCGAGCGGAACUGCGCGCUGUUCAAGAAGAUUAUUCCUCAAUUGGUGAAGUAUUCCCGGUAUUGUAUCCUCAUGAUCGUGUCUAACCCGGUGGAUAUUCUUACCUACGUGGCAUGGAAGCUGUCGGGGUUCCCGGCGAACCGCGUCAUUGGCUCCGGCACCAACUUGGACUCUUCCCGCUUCCGGUUCCUCAUUGCUGAUCACCUUGAUGUUAAUGCUCAGGAUGUGCAGGCAUAUAUUGUUGGGGAGCAUGGGGACAGUUCAGUGGCACUGUGGUCAAGCAUAAGCAUAGGAGGGGUGCCAGUUCUGAGCUUCCUAGAAAGACAACAAAUUGCGUACGAGAAAGAAGCGUUAGAGAACAUCCACCGAGACGUGGUGCACAGUGCUUACGAGGUUAUAAGUCUCAAAGGCUACACCUCGUGGGCCAUCGGCUACUCCGUGGCAAACCUGGCUCGGUCCUUACUUCGCGACCAGAGACGGGUCCACCCGGUCUCAGUCCUGGCCCGGGGGCUCUACGGGAUUGAUGGCGGUGACGUGUUCCUCAGCCUGCCGGCACAGCUGGGGAGGAGCGGCGUCUUAGGCGUCACCAAUGUGCAUCUAAGCGAAGAAGAAGAGCGUCGGCUUCAGGCGUCGGCGAAGACCAUUCUUGAAGUGCAACGCCAGUUGGGAGUUUAGUUUGCAGAAGAGAAGAGAAGAGAAGAGAAGAUUGAUGUUUUUUUUUUUUAAUAUUGUAUCAUUAUGGUACUUGUUUACAUAUACCUUUGAAUAAAUGGA